AUGGAGGACCCGGUCGCAGAGGGCAGCCGGCUGGGCAAGAUGGCCAUCCAAUCCGAUGCCGCCGGCGACUACAAACAAGCCUAUUACCUCUACCAGGAGUGUCUUAAACAAUACGUCGAGGCGCUCAAGGCCGAAUCCCAAGAAGACCGUAUCGAAUGGACCUACGAACAAGUCCUCAUCCGCUUCGAGCGUCUAGCCGAGCUGAACGCGUGGUAUAAGCGGAAGAACCAACUGGAGUCUGGAUGGCUGGAACUCGAUGAUCUGAGGGAUAGGUUGGAGACCGUUGCGCCUAAGAUUUCGACUAAAUUGCGCAAGUUUUCUUACGUGUCUGUGGCAUCGGUGCCGGAUACUGCUCAGGGGAAUUCGGCUGCCGUGUCGUCGCCGUCACAGGCCCAGUCGCAGCUGGCUAGUGGCGGUCCUGGUGGUGCUGGAGGAGUAUAUCACUCGCCGCCUGCGAGUGAGACGCCGUCGCAGGUGUCAGCUGGGGGGUAUGGCAGUCCUCAGGCGACAUCGCCAUAUUCGCAGCAGCCUGUACCACCCCCUCAACAGCCGGCCCAGCAGCCCCCUCAGCAGCAAUUCCAACCACCAGUGCAGCAGCAGCAACCACCCGUUCAACCGCAGAUUCAGCAACAGCAGCAACCACCAGUCACUUCCUACCCUCCAACUGCCGGCGGAAUUCCUCCAAACCCGGCUCAGUACAAUGGCGAGCAUGUUCGAAGAGAGUCAAUUGCUAGCUCUGGUGGCCAUCAAUCCCAACCUCCUCAGCACCUAGGCUACAAUCACCAAGGCGCCAAUGGUGUAGCCUCGCCCCAGCAGUAUCAAUCAGGCAUCCCACCAAACCCCGCCACUCAAUAUGGUGCCCAAAGCCCCAGCCCAUACGGUGGCGCAUACCAAUCUCCCCAAAUUGGCUCCUCCCCUCCCACCUACCCUCCGCAACAAGACCCCAAUCAACUCACCCGCGUCGGCACCUUCCCCGCAGGAGUUCCCCAGCAACAGCAACCCGUAAUCCAAACACCGGACCCACGAACCUACCUCCUAACUCCAUUCCUUCGUCUUUCUCUGCCCGUAAAAAUGUACCACUGCUAUGGCGCCGCUCAAAGAUACCGUGGUGGCGCAGAAGGAUGGAACAUAGAAAUCAAAGAUGGUUCCAAAAACCCCAUCUACUACCUUUACGGCCUCAAACAGGCCAAUGCCACUCUCGUUGAAAUGUCACUACACCGUGAAGACGGCAAGAAGACGAGAUGUAUGGAUAUAUAUACACCGGCCCGUGAAGGACGACAAGUUUUUAAUAUCGGAGAUAUGACGUAUAAGCACUACCUCCCUACCCCUGUCGACAUCUAUUCUCAAGGAGAAACGAUUCCAAAUGGCCCCAGGAAACGGAUAUUCACCUUCUCGGGCCGAAGGUUCAUGUGGAGGCCAGACACUCAAAGCAAUAGCAAUCUUGUCAACGAAAGCCUUUACGAGAUAGACGAUGGACCGCAGGGUUUCAGACCUACGCAGGCAGGUGGACUGCUCGGAGAUGGAAAGCCACUGGAGACGAAGCUUGCGUGGUAUGAGCAUACCAUGGCAAGAAAGAAGUUGGGAAGAAUCAACGUGGUUGCAGGUUUGGAGUUGGGUAUUGAGGAGAUAUUCCUGGGUACUAUGUUGGGACACCUUUGUACUAUGUGGGAGGCAACGAGAAAAGGGAUAUAA
This is a messenger RNA of Orbilia oligospora ATCC 24927, 1692 nucleotides long. RefSeq lists its product as uncharacterized. The transcript has 2 exons. Lineage: Eukaryota; Fungi; Ascomycota; Orbiliomycetes; Orbiliales; Orbiliaceae. The record is from RefSeq and is a predicted model, not a curated record. Bases 1 to 1692 code for a protein of 563 amino acids.